Molecule: messenger RNA, 1728 nt
Organism: Anisakis simplex (herring worm)
Lineage: Eukaryota; Metazoa; Nematoda; Chromadorea; Rhabditida; Anisakidae
Source: the annotation of a GenBank genome assembly
AUGGGCUUCAACGUGCCAUUGAUCAAUCGUGACAGUGAAUGGUGUAAGAAAUGGUUCAACGAGCAUGUGCAAGAGCCACGCAUGCAGAAGAGACUCGUGCUGGUGAUCGUGUCCAUAGCACUGCUCCUGGACAAUAUGCUGUAUAUGGUGAUCGUACCGAUCAUACCGAAGUAUCUGCGUGACAUACAUGCCUACGAUGUGGAGUUCGUCGGCUAUCAUAAUGAGACACAACGUUACAAGAAUGGUACGGUCAUCGUGAGAAUGACCGGUGGUCAGAUUGACUACGUGAACGAAGAGCUCGAGCUGGGCUGGUUGUUCGCGUCGAAAGCGUUGGUGCAGAUUGUGAUCAAUCCAUUUUCUGGAUAUAUUAUCGAUCGAAUCGGCUAUGAGCUACCAAUGAUCAUUGGCCUAUGUGUGAUGUUCACAUCGACGGCAAUUUUUGCGCUCGGGCGCAGCUAUGGGGUGCUGUUCUUCGCCAGAUCACUACAAGGAUUCGGCUCAGCGUUCGCGGACACGUCGGGUUUGGCGAUGAUCGCUGAUCGAUUCAGUGAGGAGAACGAGCGCUCGGCGGCGUUGGGCAUCGCGUUGGCGUUCAUCUCGUUCGGUUGUCUGGUGGCGCCACCAUUCGGCUCGGUGCUCUACUCGCUGGCCGGUAAGCCGGUGCCCUUCCUGAUACUGUCGUUAAUUUGUCUACUCGACGGUUUCAUGGUAUUCAUGGUGAUUCAACCGAAACCCAAUAAACCCAUCGAUGUGGUGAGUGGUGAACGUGUACAAGGCACUCCAAUGUGGCGAUUGUUCAUGGACCACUAUGUGGCAAUCUGCUCGGGAGCGCUGAUAAUGGCGAAUAUCAGUUUGGCGUUUCUUGAGCCCACAAUCACCACAUGGAUGGCGGCAACAAUGCCCGAUACACCCGGCUGGAUGGUUGGCAUGAUAUGGUUUCCGGCAUUCUUCCCGCAUGUGCUGGGUGUUUACGUGACCGUAAAACUGAUGCGACGUUUCCCACAAAAGGAAUGGCUUCUAGCGGCAGUCGGUCUAGCCAUGGAGGGUUUGAGUUGUUUCGUUGUGCCGAUGACCACUUCGGUGGCACAACUCAUUUUGCCGCUCUCGACGAUCUGCUUUGGUAUAGCGCUUAUCGAUACAUCAUUGCUGCCGAUGUUGGGUUAUCUGGUGGAUACUCGUCAUGCGAGUGUUUAUGGGAGUGUUUACGCGAUCGCAGACAUUUCAUACAGUCUAGCGUAUGCUUUUGGACCGAUUAUUGCCGGCGGUGUGGUCUCGACAAUGGGCUUUUUUGCGUUGAAUGUCAUCAUCUGCGUGUUGAAUCUGGCCUAUUUACCGGUGCUGAGUUUCUUGCGAAAGGUCUAUUUGUAUGAAACGCUUGGCACAACGACUGAUGAUCGAACCAAAUUAACGUCCUCAUCCAAUCAACAUUAUAUGGAGUUGAGUGAGGAGACUGCUUUGGAUGGCUAUCCACGAACAGCGCUAAACGCCACACCAGAUUUCUAUCAGGGUUACGGCGCUCUAGGCCAGCAACCACUAGGCCUGCAAGCAGCAGCCAAAUCUAAGCAGCCACCCCCAUUACCACCACCCCCAGGUGGUGGUGGUGGUGUGAAAGCGGCAGCAUUCGGUUCCUCCACGUCCAGUGGUCAGGUCCGAUAUCAAAACGAUUUCCCACAGCCGGAAUAUCCGCCUGGGUUCAAUCCCCAAGAUCCACUUAAUCCACAGUGGUAA